UCCGUCGCCGUGGAGACGUGGGCGGUGCGCGGUGACGCACAACGCUGCACACGGCCACGGGCCGCUGGGUCGCGCGUGGAAGGAAAUCGGAGGGGCUGGCGAUGGAGGAGUGGCCCGAUCGGGGCCGUCAGUGUCAAGUCAGUUGUCCUCAUGGAUAUCAUGGAACUCAAAAACACCAGGAGGAGUAUAACAAUUCAAGUCAAAGCAAGAGCCCUGAUAAACAUCACGGUGAUCUUACCUUCAUGGAUGACUAUAGUAACUGGGAUAUUGUAAGAGCCACACAAUAUGGAAUAAUCGACCGAUGUAAAGAGCUGAUUGAAGCUGGUUAUGAUGUCCGACAGCCUGACAAAGAAAAUGUGACCUUACUUCACUGGGCAGCCAUCAAUAACCGAACAGAGCUUGUGAAAUAUUACAUUUCAAAAGGUGCGAUUGUGGAUCAGCUGGGUGGAGAUUUAAAUUCAACAGCUCUUCAUUGGGCAACCAGACAAGGCCAUUUGUCUAUGGUGGUGCUGCUGGUUAAGUAUGGAGCAGAUCCCUCCUUAGUCGAUAGGGAAGGAUUCACUUGUCUUCAUCUUGCAAUUCAAUUCCAGCAAAUGCCAAUCAUUGCUUACCUUGUAGCAAAAGGUCAGAAUGUAGAUGCUGCUGAUAUGAAUGGACAAACGCCAUUAAUGCUUGCAGCUUCCCGAAUAAUAGGGCCUGAGCCUACCAGAUUCCUCAUAAAAUUAAAUGCUUCAAUAAAUGCUGUUGAUAAAUUGCACAAGAACACACCUCUGCACUGGGCAGUACUAUCAGGAAAUGUGGCAGCACUGAAUGUACUGCUUGCUGCUGGUGCAAAUGUUGAAGUUAAAAAUGCAAUGGGUGAAACUCCUCUGGGGCUGGCCCAGCAAAACAGAAAUCCUUGGAUAAUCCAUAGUCUGAUUGACACAAAUGCUUCUAGAAGUAGAAGCUCUUUUGUGCUGAAGCUUUUCAAGAGUUUUGAAAAAUACAAGCUUCUCCUGUUGUUUUUGCUGUCAGUGGGAGUAAUAUGGAUUACAGGCUACAUAGCAGACUUGGAAUCUGACUCCUGGCUUCUGAAAGGCAUAUUGUUUGUUUCCACUUGGCUCAUAAUACAGCUUAUAAUAAGGAGAUUUUUGAGUGUGCAGACUUUUGGCUACAUUCCUUUAGCAUUUUUGGCAGCAUCACUUUUUUGGAUGGUCGUCACGUGGUUCAUCCGGUUCUUGCCUGAUUUUCCGGAUUCAGUAUUUCAGAUUCCAUUUGCUGUCAGCAUAACAGGUUGUAUCUAUUACUUCUAUAAAACCUGGACAACAGACCCUGGAUACAUCAGAGCUUCAGAGGAAGACAAGAAAAAGACUGUUAUAUCACUUGCAGAAGCUGAUUGCUUGGACCCAAGGAUCUUCUGCACUAUGUGUCUUGUGCGCAAACCUCUCCGAUCUAAACACUGUCCCGUUUGUGACCGUUGUGUAGCCAAGUUUGAUCAUCAUUGUCUAUGGAUUGCACGGUGUAUUGGUGCUUGGAAUCAGCGAUAUUUUGUUAGCUUCCUGUUUUUCGUGUUCACUGUACUUCUCUGGAUGAGCUAUGGAACGAUUGUGUACUGGUCCUCACAUUGUGUAACCAGCUAUGAGAAGAAUGGAUUAUGGAUACUUCUGAUCCAAAUUAUUUCAUGUUCUCCAUGGAUAGUUUGGAUUUUUCUGCUAGUGCUAUUCCAUUCCUCAUGGGUCGUAUUUCUGCUAUUUAACCAGCUCUAUCAGAUUUUGUAUUUGGGUCUAACAACCAAUGAACGGCUCAGUUUGAUCAAACGUGCACAUUCUGGACGUAUUGUUGGAAAUCAGCAAAAUCCGUUCAAUCAUGGCUGUUUCCAGAACCUAGUGGACUUCUUCCAAUGCCGCUGUUUUGGUGUGCUCAAGCCAAGCAAAAUUGACUGGAGUCAGCAGUACACAAUGGGCUUUGAGCAACCAAGAACAAAUGAGUUUCAGUUUGUAUGAGAAGUGUAUGUGGGGGAAUUGUAAUAAUUUUUUUAUGUAUAGAUUUCUUGUUUUUGACAGAAGAUAAAGAGUUGGCAGAUGGUUCUUAUCAGUUGUAUAAUUCGUGUAUAUCUCAGGUGAUGUGAUUUCAGUAAUUUAAAUUGUGACUUGUUUUAAAUUGUUUAAGUCAUGUUCAACUUCAUUAAGUAAUGGGGUACUAGUCCAAAGAAAGUAAUAUUUUGGAGGCAAAAUAUAGUCAAAUAUUUGUGAAAUAAGAUUAAAAUCAAAUUGAUAUUAUAAAUUAUAUUAAAUUGUACACUUUUUAACAAAAUAUGUAUUUUUACAAUGAUUACUUGUUUAAAAAAACUAAUUGCUUUUAUUUCAAAAAUCCAUCGUCAUCUAUAAGUUAGCUCUGGACAUAUCUGAACUUUUUGUUGCAUUCUCUCUUGUCUCCAACUGUACCAACACUUGGACAAUCUGAUUUGGUUGUAUAGGAAUAAUUAUUGUAACCACAAACUGAGGAAAAUACUGUCCCCUUAUCUUUAUCCAGACUUGCUGUCAGCAAGUAAACCUCUGAUACUAAAGCGAAAACACAGCGGAUCCUGGAAAUCUGAAAUUAAAAACAGAGUGUUUAAUUCUAAAAGUAGGACAGUUUCUGAGAAGACAAUGAAAUUUGCUUUCCAGACCCACGUCCUAAGACAGGGAAAAGUUAUUGACCUGAAACAUUAACUCUUUGUUUCUCACAGAUGGAGCUUUAAUUUAGAGCCUAACACCUACAGUAAACUAAUCCACCAUGUAACCAUUUCAUGAAGUUCCUUACACAGCAGUGGUUCCUGUCUCAUUUAUUUAGACAAAGAAACUGCAAAUUUACAGACUUGUGAUUAUAUUUGCUUCAAUGUACCACAUUUAAAUUUGCUUGGAACUCUAUUUUGCUUCAUCUUUACAUAUUCAACCAUAGAAAGGAGAUGAAGUAUAGGCAUAUGGCUAAUUAUAAUAUCAAGCAUAUCACCAAGCAUUUGUGUUUCUCAUCCUAAAGCUUAUUUAUUUUAAUAAACUUUAAGGGGGAAUACUAAAGAUAAUAAAGAAAUAUGGUCAUUAAAGUUCAGUUAAACAAUUUCAAUUUACCCCUGAGUAUUGUGUUAGACGGUUUUUUUUAACAGAUCUGGCUAAUAUAGCAAAACCCAACAUCAUGCAAUGCUUCGUGGGAAUGCUAUCCACAUGUUAAGACUAAAUGGCCAAAAGCUUGGUCAAAAUAGUGUUUUUAAGAAACUUCUUAAAUCACGGGGAGAGGUUUGAAAACUUUUGGUAAUUCUCGUCCUUGGGAUCUAGACAUUUGGAGGCAUGAGUGAUUGAACGCACAGCUUACAAGAAUUCAGACCCGGAGGAACAGUAAACUCCUGAAGGCACAGAUUUUGUAGAGGUGCAAAGAUGAAGAAAGGAAAUGUCUGAGAUGAAAUGUCUGAAAAUGGCUUUUCUAGUAUAACUGAGCAGUUAACUGAGUCCAUUGGUAUAAUUAAGCAUGAUGCAUCAUAUAUUUUAAGAUGAUCAAUGAAUUGCUGUCUACAGACUUAAUACAGCCAGCUACCAGCUGCAUUUCGAGGAUACAAAAGCUAUUCUCAGCAAUUUUAUAUAUUUGCUGGAAAUCUGAGAUGCUGUGAAGUGAGUCCUCAUGAACUUUUAAGUCAUAUGAAACAGUUUUGUCAAUUAAAAUGAAUGACAUGUAUAUACAGUUGACUUAAGAAUGUUUCAUAAUUUGUAUUUUUAUGCAACACGUCUCAAUACAGUAAAACUUUGA
Molecule: messenger RNA, 3756 nt
Organism: Mobula hypostoma (lesser devil ray)
Lineage: Eukaryota; Metazoa; Chordata; Chondrichthyes; Myliobatiformes; Myliobatidae
Gene: zdhhc13
Product: zinc finger DHHC-type palmitoyltransferase 13
Exons: 17
Coding region: 102-1982 (626 amino acids)
Biological process (GO): protein palmitoylation
Cellular component (GO): Golgi membrane
Molecular function (GO): palmitoyltransferase activity; protein binding
Source: RefSeq, a predicted model, not a curated record